AUGGAUAAUGGUUUGAUUGUCUAUGAGAGUGUUCUGGAGAAUAUUGUCUUGCUCGUUGACAAUAGAGAGUCGAUGUCAUGGAACAUAGACAAACUAUUCCGUGAGCUCGAAGUAGAGUAUUGGGGAAGAACCCCGAAGGCCAUAGAAGCGCGGAUGGAACGCUACAAGAGGUGGAAGAAUUGGACGGAGGAGAGAAGAACGCGUAUGAAAGAAGGUCUGUAG
This is a messenger RNA of Fusarium venenatum, 222 nucleotides long. NCBI's taxonomy places the organism in Eukaryota, Fungi, Ascomycota, Sordariomycetes, Hypocreales, Nectriaceae. The record is from RefSeq and is a predicted model, not a curated record.